AUGGAUGCCCUAGUUUCGGCGGUAAAGUUUGCUCAAGAAGCGGCAUUGGAAUCUAAUGCCGGCAAUUCAGGAAGUGCAAUUGAACUGUACAAAAAGGCAAUUGGGAUCCUGCAAGAUUCGUAUAAAAAUGAAAAUGACGAGCAUAUGAAACGGAAGAUCUUUAAUCAAAUGAAAAUCUAUCUAGAGAAAGCGGAAUCUAUAAAGGAAAUCAGUGACAAUUCUACUGUUAAACAUAAUAAAUUUGGCGUCUCUAAAUCCCCCCAAACAAACAAUUUUGCGUCUCAAAGUACAAAUAUCACAGUAUCGCCAAAAGAAUCUACCGUAAAAUGGUCAGAUGUGGCGGGACUAGAUAAUGCAAAGGAAAUAAUGGAGGAGGCAAUCUUAUUGCCACUCAAAUUUCCCAAUAUUUUCAAAGGCAAAAUAAGACCCUGGAAGUCAAUACUGCUGUACGGGCCCCCUGGCACUGGAAAAACGCUCAUCGCCCAAGCCUGCGCGUACGAAUGCAACAUUCCAUUCUUUUCCAUCUCUUCGGCGGAUAUCAUGAGCAAAUGGCAGGGAGAAUCGGAAAAGUUUGUGAAGAAUCUGUUCAAAAAUACACCUGACCAAUGUAUUAUCUUCAUCGACGAAAUAGAUUCCAUAUGCGGGGAGAGAAAUGAAACAGAUAGUGAAUCAUCUAAGCGCGUUAAAACAGAGUUACUAAUCCAGAUGCAAGAUCUGUUUAACUCCGAAAAACAGACAAUCGUAAUCGCAGCUACUAAUUUACCUUGGACACUAGACAGUGCAGUGAGGAGAAGGUUUGAAAAAAGAAUUUACAUUCCUCUACCAAAUAAAAUUACAAGAAAACAAAUACUACAAAUGAAUCUCUCUGACCUGCCUAACAAUCUCAGCGAUGCAGACCUAGACGACAUUGCAAGGCUAACUGAUGGAUUCAAUGCUGCAGAUGUAGGAAUACUAGUUCGAACUGGAAUUAUGUACAGCUUGAAAGUUUGCAGGGAUUCUACCCACUUCAAGCUGCUUCCAAAUGGCAGUUACACUCCAUGUGCACAAACUGACCCUAGUGCCAUUAAAAUAACAUUUAAUUGCAUUCCUACCAACAAAUUAUCGCUACCUGCGAUGGACAAGAGUGCCUUGAUGCAAGCACUGGACGUGGUGUCCAGCUCAGUAGAUCCACAGAUGCUGGGCAGGUAUGAACAGUGGACCCAACAAUUCGGUCAAUAA
Molecule: messenger RNA, 1218 nt
Organism: Babesia microti strain RI
Lineage: Eukaryota; Apicomplexa; Aconoidasida; Piroplasmida; Babesiidae
Product: vacuolar protein-sorting-associated protein 4
Exons: 9
Coding region: 1-1218 (405 amino acids)
Biological process (GO): vacuole organization; endosomal transport
Molecular function (GO): ATP binding; ATP hydrolysis activity
Source: RefSeq, a predicted model, not a curated record